Molecule: messenger RNA, 1883 nt
Organism: Impatiens glandulifera
Lineage: Eukaryota; Viridiplantae; Streptophyta; Magnoliopsida; Ericales; Balsaminaceae
Product: probable serine/threonine-protein kinase PBL19
Exons: 4
Coding region: 481-1728 (415 amino acids)
Biological process (GO): protein phosphorylation
Molecular function (GO): protein kinase activity; ATP binding
Source: RefSeq, a predicted model, not a curated record
GUUUCAUACACGCGUUUCUCUCUUCCACAUGGGUUUGAUUCAUUUUUACUGGGUUCUGUAUUUUACUUCAAAUUCACAAGCUUUUCGGCUAGUUGAUUUCUCUGGUUGAUGGGUUUUUUUAGGUUUGCCGUGUAGGAUUUGAGUUCACACCUUAGUCUCGUUGUCAAUUGUUGUUAUCUCUACUGUUUCUCCGAUUAGCUGUAAUUAAUGUUUCCUUCCUUAAUUCCGUCGUUUCCCACUUCUUUUUCUCUCUUAUGCUUACACAACAUGUUUACCCAUAUCAUCAUCACAAUCUUUCCUUCUACUUCCGUGUGUCAUCUUACUUCUUCUUCUUCUUCUUCAACCUCUGUAUUUCCUUUGUUUCAUUUCUGGGUUUCGCUUUAAUUUCCAACGCAUGAACCCUAGAUGCUUUAAUCUCCAAUUGUUUCUUCUCAAGUUUUGCUAAGAUCAGACAAAAUUGGUAUUCUAAUAUCUCGACCGAUGAAGUGCUUCUCAAUUUUCAAAGACAAAUCGAAGCCUUCCCGGGGAAAAUCUGCUCCGGAGUUGAAAACCCAAAUCUCAUCAUCAUCUAAGGAUACUCCGGUGGUAAAUAGGGCGACAAAGUCGGUCGGUGCGACGUCGUCUGUGACGAAAAGAGGUCCGGAAAUGUAUAGAGAGAAAAGGCAUAAUAAUUUGAAGGCAUUUUCUCUGGCUGAACUGAAGGAGGCUACUAAUGGUUUCAACAAGUUGUUAAAGAUAGGAGAAGGUGGUUUUGGGAGUGUGUAUAAAGGUUCAAUUAAUCCACCAGAUGGUAGUAAUGGAGAUCCAAUUAUUGUUGCCAUUAAAAAGCUUAGUUCUCAAAGUUUGCAGGGUCAUAAAGAAUGGCUGGCUGAAGUUAAAUUUCUUGGAAUAGUUGAGCAUCCAAAUCUUGUCAAACUUUUGGGAUUUUGUAUGGAAGAUGGUGGAAGAGGAAUUCACCGUUUGCUGGUAUAUGAAUACAUGCCCAACAAAAGCUUGGAACAUCAUCUCUUCAACAAGAACAUGCCAACUCUUUCGUGGAAAUUGAGGUUGCAAAUUAUGCUUGGUGCAGCCCAAGGACUGUCUUAUCUUCAUCAAGGAUGCGACAGACAGGUUAUAUAUAGAGAUUUCAAAUCAUCUAAUGUUUUGCUGGACCAAGAAUUUAGUCCUAAGCUUUCGGACUUUGGGCUGGCAAGAGAAGGUCCUGUUGGCGAACAUACCCAUGUUUCAACCGAUGUGGUUGGGACAAUUGGAUAUGCAGCCCCAGAAUAUGUAGAUACGGGUCAUCUGACAUCUAAGAGCGAUAUCUACAGUUUUGGAGUAGUCUUAUACGAGAUACUUUCGGGUAGAAGGACAGUUGAGAGAAACAGGCCGCCAUCUGAACAGAAACUCCUAGAAUGGGUGAAGCUUUAUCCAGUUGAGACAAGGAGCUUUGCUAUGAUAAUGGAUCCGAGGAUUAGAAACCAAUACCCACUAAGCUCGGCUAGACGGAUAGCCAAGUUAGCAGACAGUUGUUUAAAGAAAAAUGCGAAAGAUAGGCCCGAUAUGAAUGAGGUGGUUGAGUGCUUGAAACUGGCUAUAGAAGAGUCAGGAGAGGAUGAAUCAUUGUCUAGGUUAUCUCAAACUGCAGGACUUGUUUCGAGACAGAAGAAUGUGAUGGCUCGGCCUGGUGUAACCCCACAGAAGUUGCCUUUACCUCGGCCUAAGGAUUCGUUACCUGUUAAGGUUUAAUCGCCACAGAACUUGUUCUUAUUUUUAGCAUAAUGGAUGGGGAAGUUGGAUUGUUGUAAAGUGAGGAAACAAGAUUGAGAGUGCAAUAUUAUUGCUCAGGGAGAUUUGGGAUGAAUUCAAAUUUUGUUUCAUAUAAUAAAUUCCAGAAAUUAAUA